AUGGUGCUCGUCUCGCUGCGAACGCUCCUCCUGGUGCUCUCGAGGGUCCUGGUCCUGACCGAGACGCGGACGGGCUCGCACUCCCUGAGCUACUUCGACACCGUCGUGUCCCGGCCGGGCGGUCGCGACGCGCGCUUCUUCUCCGUGGGCUGCGUGGACGGCGCGGAGGUCGUGCGCUUCGACAGCGAUGCCGCGGAGCCGAGGGUGCAGCCGCGGGCGCCGUGGAUGGAGCGGGUGGAUCAGGCGUACUGGGACCGGGAGACCAAGAGAGCCAAAGGCAACAAGCUAACUGACGAACUAUAUCUGCGGACUGCGACCCGCUACUACGACCAGAACCCUGAUGCUUCUCACACCCUCCAGAGCAUGUACGGCUGCGAAGUGCGGUCCAGCGGGAGCUUUCUCCGCGGGUACCUGCAGUACGCCUACGACGGUGCGAAAUACAUCGCCCUCGCCGAGGACCUGAGCUCCUGGGUCGCGGAGGACUCUGUGGCUCAGAGGACACAGCGCGAGUGGGAGGAGUCCGGCGUAGCAGAGCAGAAAAGGGCCUACCUGGAGGGCACCUGCGUGGAGUGGCUCCGCAGACACCUGGAGAACGGGAAGGAGAGCCUGCAGCGCGCAGAUCCCCCAGAGACAUGCGUGACCCACCACCCCAUCUCCGAGGAAGAGGUCACCCUGAGGUGCUGGGCCCUGGGCUUCUACCCUGAGGAGAUCACCAUGACCUGGCAGAGGGAUGGGCAGGACCUGACCCAGGGCAUGGAGCUGGUGGAGACCAGGCCCGAUGGGAGUGGAACCUUCCAGAAGUGGGUGGCUGUGGUGGUGCUUCCUGGAGAGGAGCAGAAGUACACGUGCCGUGUGCAGCAUGAGGGGCUGCCUGAGCCCCACACCCUGAGAUGGGAGCCCUCUCCUCAGUCCACCUUCCCCACUGGAGGAGUCUCUGCCGCCGCAGUAGGCGUUGCUGCCGUCAUCGUUCUCCUUGUGGUCACUGCUGUGGUGUCUCUUGUGAUGUGGAGGAGACAGAGGGCAGGUGUGAAAGGAGGGAGCUACGCUCAGGCUGCAAGCAGUGACCACGCCCGGAACUCUGACUCAUCACUCAUGACCUGAAAAGGAGGGAGCUGGCCGUGUGGGAUAAGUGACAAGACUGUUGCCCUUGAGAACCCCGAUGCUCUGUCUGCAGAUGGCUUCUGACUGGGGCUCUGUUCCUUUCGGCCCAAUGGGGACCUGGAGAGAUUGGCUCGCCCUGUCCCCACAGUGACCUGUGUCCCCUCCUGCCCAGCUGUCCUGUCUGCAGCGGCGGGGCUGCGCUUCUGCACCGCUGUGCCAGCAUCGUGGAGCCCUGAGCUGCUGCUGCUCCUUCCCUGCUCUGCGGGGCCCCCUUCACCUCUCUUCAGCCACAG
Octodon degus (degu) is the source of this 1394-nucleotide messenger RNA. Its product is annotated as HLA class I histocompatibility antigen, B-38 alpha chain-like. The record is from RefSeq and is a predicted model, not a curated record. Gene Ontology annotation, molecular function: signaling receptor binding; peptide antigen binding. Gene Ontology annotation, cellular component: external side of plasma membrane. The transcript is spliced from 8 exons. NCBI's taxonomy places the organism in Eukaryota, Metazoa, Chordata, Mammalia, Rodentia, Octodontidae. Bases 1 to 1101 code for a protein of 366 amino acids. Gene Ontology annotation, biological process: antigen processing and presentation of endogenous peptide antigen via MHC class Ib; positive regulation of T cell mediated cytotoxicity; immune response.